AUGGCAAUCAAUCAAGAUGUGGAAAAAUUGUUAAUCAUGGAAGAUUCGGACUUGAUUAUCCGACAAGCUCAGGGUGAAUGGGAAACUCGGUAUGUCAAGCUUAUUCUAUACAAGCAACAUGUGGAAGAUCUUAGCAAGAGGUUCAAGUCCGCCGAGUUUAGGUACAUUCCUCAGUUUCACAAUGAGUUAGCCGAUGCACUAGCUACUUUGUCCUCGAUGCUGCCAUAUCCAAGAAAUGUCCACAUUGACCCACUGGAAAUCCAAAUUCGAGAAAGACAUGGUUAUUGCAGCACAGUUGAAAUAGAGCCUGAUAUCUAUCCCAUGUGGAUCUUCCACGGUGUUUCUACUGAUGUGUAUGUAGCUGAAGGUGAGCAUGUGGCGAUUCCUACAGGUUCUAGUAGGAAAGCUGUGAUAGGCCCAUAA
This is a messenger RNA of Nicotiana tabacum (common tobacco), 423 nucleotides long. RefSeq lists its product as uncharacterized. Lineage: Eukaryota; Viridiplantae; Streptophyta; Magnoliopsida; Solanales; Solanaceae. Gene Ontology annotation, molecular function: RNA-DNA hybrid ribonuclease activity; nucleic acid binding. The record is from RefSeq and is a predicted model, not a curated record.